Molecule: messenger RNA, 1602 nt
Organism: Funneliformis geosporum
Lineage: Eukaryota; Fungi; Glomeromycota; Glomeromycetes; Glomerales; Glomeraceae
Source: the annotation of a GenBank genome assembly
AUGACAAGUUCAAUACCAGGAGGAUUACAACAACCAUUACAAGGGAUGUCCUAUAAUAGCCCUUCUUCUAAAGAUCUUUUUCGUUUAGCUAAUAUAACGUAUCAGCGACAAUCAGAAGUAUCACCUACUUAUGUUGCGGACAUACUUAGCAAGGCAACAACGACUUUAAUGACAAAGCUUACGUUCACAUUCUCAAUUAUUGACAAACCACAAGAGGGACAGAUAUACCUCAUAUCUCUAUCUCCAAACGCGGUGGACAUUCCAUCAGAUGGUUAUUAUUAUUUGGAUAAUGAACGAACAUCUAAAACAAUGUUGCCGGAUGGAAGGGAAUUGCUUUGUAUGGAAAGGUCACAAGGUUUCGCGCCAGGUGAUCAAGUAACAAGCAAAGUUAGGAGGAGGUAUCGAUUCGCAAAUGAUCACCAAGAACUUCAAUUAUUACAUUAUGCUUCACUUGACGAACGUCAGCGGCAAAUGGUUCAACCAUUUACAAGACAUCCAACACCAGGCAGAUAUCCUAUGCCACCUAUGCAAGCGGGCAUGAAUCCUUAUGGACGACCAUCGAACUCUAUAUCACCUAUGGCAAUUCAAUCACCUGGUCCUUCAUCGAUUCAUAACACAUCACCUGCUGCUAUGGCGCGUGGUCCUACAGGUACUCUCACACCAAUGGGUAAUGCUUAUCAAUUUCAAUCUCGCAUUACAGGAAGUAAUAAUCAACGUGGAAUACCGCCAGGAAUGGUAAUGCAAAAUCCAACAAAAUCAGUAGGAAGACGCACGAAAGGUGCUAAGAAUAAAGCUUCUAUCGCCUCAGUCGCAGCUGUUGCCGAAGAAAUUGAAGAGCCCUCAGGAGGUUCCAUAAUUCCACCUACUUCAAUUUAUCAAGAGCAGAAUGUUGAUGAACUAAAACAACAGUUGACUGCACAUCAAGAAGAUAUCGAAAAGUUGAAGACUGAACAUUCAAAAAAGGUCGAGGAAUUCAAACGACAUUCUAAUAUUCUAUCGAAAAGUAUGAACGAUCUUAGCAAAUGUAACACUAUGGAGUUACAAGAACGAACCGAGAAAGAAUUAGAUAUUGUAAUCCAACCUUGUAAUCCGAUUACAUUAAUACACAUUCAUAAUGGACCAGAAUCCGAUGUGGAAGAUGAGGGUCCAAAUGACAUGAUGCAAGAUGAUGUAAUAGGUGGAGAAUUGUUAAUAGAAAGGAAUCCCGAACAUAGAGGGUUAGUUGAACUUGAUCAAGAACUUUCAUCUUAUGGAGAUUUAGUAAAUACACACAAUACUUCGGGAAUCGAAGAAAUUGAAGCAUUUGAAGGAUUGAAAGAUAUUCAAGGGAUUGAAGGAAUGGGGGGAAUAGACACUUCCGGAUUACAUGAGAAUGAUUUGCAAAGGUAUUUUAGUCCUGCUAAUAUACCUGGUUUAGCAAAUGAACCAAAUCUUCAACUCGGUGGCCUUACUGGAGAUACAAAUAUCGGAGAUAAUUCGAAUUAUACCGGUGAUCCGAACAUGACUAUUAAUACCAAUUUUGGAGGAGAUUCAUCCCAGAUGUUCGAAGAUUUUAUAAAUAAUCCGGAUGAAACCAUGGACGAUGAAAUUCCAUUGGCAUAA